GAAGGAUCACUGUGGGAGGAGAGUCAGACUGCAUACGCCACCAUGAACCCUACACACAGCUCCAUCUGCUGCAACUGCGCACUGAAGGUCCAUGCACUGACUCAUUUCUGGAUGCUGUACCCUCUGCUGUGCCUUGUCGCUGUGCCACAGUGGGCAGCGGUUGCAGAGACUCUCUGUGGCUCGGAGCUGGUGGAUACACUCCAGUUCGUAUGUGGUGAUCGGGGUUUUUAUUUCAGUAAAAGUUCUUCAUACAUAAAGUACAAAUACAGCAUAAAGAGGCAGAGUAAAGGCAUUGUGGAGGAAUGCUGCUUUCGGAGUUGUGACUUGCAGUUAUUGGAGUCAUACUGUGCCACUCCCCGGACAUCGCGAUCUGUACCACCUUUAACCACCAUCAAGCCCCAGGAUGAAAUUUUAAAGAACUCAUAUAAAGAGACGUCCAAGUCUGCCAAGUGGAUUUCCAAAUUACUGGGGCAUAAAACAAUGGUGGAAAGCAGACCCUCAGUGAGGAGCCAACAUGAAAUGCAAGACCUGAGUCCAUUCCAGAGUCAAACACCUUUGAUGGCACUGUUGAGCAAGUCACCAAAGAAAUUUCCAGAACUUCAGAUAACAAACUCGCGAUAGUAUUAAGGAAGGAGAGAAGGCAGGAUGCACUAGAUUCCACUGCCCUUUCUUGUUCAAUGUUACUGUGAAUUCAACACUAGUGUUGAAACUUGGAAUGGAGAAUGGAGUUGGAAUGAACCAAUGCCUCUUCUUUCAUUGAAACAUUUUGCUCUUCACUCUAUCUCAAGCUGUUUCCCCAUUCUCUUCAGCCACCACCUACCCCCACAACCUCACAUUCGUAACACCUAGUCUAAGUUGAAUGCUGGACUUAAUCACCUGGAAAAAAUAUCCCUCAUAAAUUCUACAAUGCAAGGGACAGAGAAAUUCCAAACUGUUCACUGUCAAAUUGCCCUCAGUAAAUACAGUAUAAUUUAUGAGCUCCUUAUUUAAAGAACAAUGAAGAAAUUCAGACCAAAUGUAAUAUCACACAUGACCUCACUGAGAAUCUCAAAACUAAACACAAGAGAAUUACGUCUCCACAAGCAUCAACGAGAACCAAGCAAGCAGAGAACAGCAUCAAGGAACAGGAGCUUGGCCCUGGUGGGCCUGAACAGAGACAGUUAGUUCAUGAAGAUGGACUGGAAUGGUAGAAUGCUGUGAGGAGGUGUUGGGUGGGGGCUGAGUGAAUGAAAAAUCCCUCUCCCAAGUUCAAGUGACUGAAUGCCGAUUAUUCAAGAGGCUGGUGUGAAUACAUUUGCGAUGGGCACCAUUCUCCAGACCCACUAAUCUGUCCAAGUCAGGAGCAAAAUGAAACUGAAGGAAGUGCCCCAUUGGACAGUUUUGCAAAGACUAUUAAGUGCACCUUAUUUAAUAUUGACAGUUCUGAAAAUGUCACCUGCCAUGAGUUGAUGUCAGCUGGUGGGAUUGAUGUUGAUUGUGUCUAUAAUGUCAAACUUCCUGCUCAUAUAUUUAAUGCCUGUUGAAUUAUUUGUAUGUACUCCAUUGUAAUUUCUCCAGUAUCAUGUACCAGCAUUACACUUCAGUAUUACCCUACUACAUUACGUCUAAGCGUGACAUUACUAUAAUGCAUUAAUGUUAUGUUACGCGGCAUUAUGUCACUCUCCCAUUCAUCCUCAAUAUUCCUGUUAGGUACUUUAUAAUCCACAACAUUUCCUCACCUUUCCAUUUGCAAGGAUAAAAGAUGAAUACCAUUGGUCCAUGAUUGCUUGGGCAUAGCCGUUGAUGAUAUCAUGGAAUUGAGGUUCCAAAAUGCUUUUAUCUAGAUCAAUCAACUCAUUAAACCAUCAUUUUCCUUGGCACCAAUUUUAUCUAGCACUAUCUCAGGCUGAACCAGUUCAGAGUCUCAGCAUACUCUUUCACUGUGACCUCUGAGCCCAUAUUCUCACCAACACCAAGAUGUUCAUCUCUGUAAUAUCACCUCGUUUCUGCUGCGGUCUCAGUUCCAUCAGCUGCUGAAACUCUCAUCACUGUUUUCUUUUGUCAGCUUCAAUUGCAUGGAGCUCCCUCCCUAACCCUCUCCAUCUCUCUCAUAGUCUUUCCUGCAUUUCGACUCACUUUGAAAUCUACCUCUUUGGUGAAGUUUUUGCUCACACUUUUCCAUUUUUUCAGAGCUUAACCACAGUUUGUGCUCCUGUAAACAAAAUGGGACAUUUCACAAGGUCAAAGGCAAUGUAUGAAUGCAAACUGUUGUGAGACUGUUGGCAAAAAUGCCACAACGUAGAGAGGGGAAAUUGACACUGACUGAGUUAGACAUUUUUCUACUAACCCCAUUGUCAAUCAUUUUGUCACCAUAAAACAUCAGGAAAACUAAGGUGUUGAUGCUCAUUUUGAGUACGGAUUGCAUAGAGAUUAUGACCCAGAAAAAGACGCCUUGGCUCAACCAGUCAUUUCCUGCCCCUCUUUGUCAGUAAGGGGUCCCAACUGCAUUUAGAGGCCUAUUUUCUACCCAACAACUGAGUGGGCCCAUUUCUAUCAAUAAAGCGGUGAUAAUACCUCCUGGAAAAUAAACAGGGAGUUGAUGUCUUCAAAAUAUUUCUAUGAUUUCACUGGGAGGAGAGAACAUGGAGAUUUUCCUGUCUUUUCACGAUGUCGCAAGCAUAGAACAGCCAAUGAAAAUGUUCUGUACCUUUGUGAUGGUCUUCGAGUUUGUGAUGAAUGAGUUUGUCAUGUUCUACUGUGAUUUAUUUAUAAUUCUUUACGCUUUUUGUGAAAUCAAUGCAUUGUACCUCAGCAGCAAGCUGGAACUGGUUUCGAAUUUUUAUUGGACAGAAAAUAAAUCUC
Messenger RNA from Hemiscyllium ocellatum (epaulette shark), 2841 nucleotides. RefSeq names its product insulin-like growth factor I. The transcript has 4 exons. Gene Ontology annotation, molecular function: growth factor activity; hormone activity. The coding region runs from base 43 to 621 and encodes 192 amino acids. NCBI's taxonomy places the organism in Eukaryota, Metazoa, Chordata, Chondrichthyes, Orectolobiformes, Hemiscylliidae. Gene Ontology annotation, cellular component: extracellular region. The record is from RefSeq and is a predicted model, not a curated record.